This is a messenger RNA of Anopheles merus, 1315 nucleotides long. RefSeq names its product zinc finger protein 675-like. Gene Ontology annotation, molecular function: RNA polymerase II transcription regulatory region sequence-specific DNA binding; DNA-binding transcription factor activity, RNA polymerase II-specific. Gene Ontology annotation, cellular component: nucleus. NCBI's taxonomy places the organism in Eukaryota, Metazoa, Arthropoda, Insecta, Diptera, Culicidae. The record is from RefSeq and is a predicted model, not a curated record. Gene Ontology annotation, biological process: regulation of transcription by RNA polymerase II. The transcript has 3 exons. Bases 278 to 1315 code for a protein of 345 amino acids.
AUUUGUCGGCUUUGUUUGUGCGAAGAGCUGGACAUCCUAGUUCCUGCCAAGAAUGUAUUUGAUUCUUUGCUUACAUCGGAAGACGUGGAACGUUUUACCAGUAUACAGGUUUGUUUUGCACGUUGGUUUGUCUACGAUCUUCAAUUACACCUUCCUUUGGAUGCUUUAGAUUCCAACCGAUGACAAUGUACCUUACGUGAUCUGCACCGACUCGAACCGGAGCAGGCAUCGGAACCGUACAGCCAAAGUUCCGUUCGUUUUUGUGAAAUAGCGUUAUAUGCUUCCUGUAGCCGCUCAGUUGUUUGAACGUUUUCGAGCAAAUUUCACAUUCCAAAGGCUCUCCUACGCUAUGCUGCGCACGCUAAAGAACAGUAAAGAACAGAAAUUCAAUUUAAAAAAUGACGAUUACAAAGCAACAACUCUACGUCCCCGACCUACCAUAUGUGCAUCAUACGAAUUUUGCUGCACUCCCAUUUCUAGUCAGCUGAGUGUGCCAAAGUCGGCUGCUUCGAAAGCCGUUCGGUCAACCAAAAGCAAGCAAAAUAAACCCACGAAAGCUACAACAACACCUCUAACAACGCAACAAGAUGGUGUUUCAGGUACACAACAAGUACAUGAAAGUACAUUGCAUCUUGAUUGGCCGUAUUUCACGAAACGUCUGUGUAACAUAUGUGGCCAGAUGGUUACCAACUUGAAGCGUCACAUGUUGAGCCACACCAAAAAAGCAAUGUACGCUUGUCCACACUGUUCCACGAAACUGACUGAUGGCUCCAAUCUCGUGCGCCACAUUAAGUCAGUUCAUAAGAAAAUGAGCGUUAAAACGUGUGAAAUAUGCAAGAAAGGAUUUACGUAUCAGGUCACCUACAACCAGCAUAUUCUCACCACGCACGGUAUCGGAGAAAAAUUUGAAUGCAAAAUGUGCCUUAAACAAUUCAACGGGAAGAGUACAUUAAAAGAUCAUAUCAACCGGAUACACAGCUCACUAAGAAAAUACGAAUGCAAGUUUUGCAGCAAGCAAUUUAAAACGAGUCGAGAUCUAAGACACCACGGUCGAGUACAUUCCGAAAACUGGCCGUAUGCCUGCAGCAUCUGUCCGAAGCGGUUUAAGAGCAGCUUCGCACGCAAUACCCAUCAACACACCCACACAGGUGUUAGAUUUUCCUGCCAGCACUGCGAUAAAUCCUAUCCAUAUAAAUGCCAGCUUAGCAUACAUAUGCGAAAGCUUCACCCGGAGUCGGUUGCCGAAAACACGGACGGAUUCGUUGGAGUUAAAAUUCAAAAAAAAAACUGGCAGCACGGUACUAGUGAUGGGUAA